Molecule: messenger RNA, 1391 nt
Organism: Rubroshorea leprosula
Lineage: Eukaryota; Viridiplantae; Streptophyta; Magnoliopsida; Malvales; Dipterocarpaceae
Source: the annotation of a GenBank genome assembly
CAUUCAAAAGAAAAAAAAAAAAGAGAAGAUAUUGUUUUAAAUGAGAUGUAUGCAAGGUUAUGAAUAAAGCUUCAAGUAUAUAUAUACCUUUCUGCUUUACAUGCCACUAGAUAUAUAUAGCACCCACCAUACCAUUUCUUUUGCUAGCAAACUAAGCACCCCAAAUUGCCAUAUUUUGCAUAUUAAGGUUUGCAGCACUUCUCUAGUUCUUCUUCCUUUUCCCUUUCCUCCCUUGCAAAUCCCUUAACCAAUUGUUGCGUAUUCAACAAAAUCAAGGAAAUACAGGUUGAUUUUUUCAAGAUGAAGUUGUUGUCUACUUGGAAGCAAGUACAAACCUUGGUGAAUUUCCAAGGAGGAGGAGGAGGACUCACCAUGAAACAUUUCUUUUGCCGGAAAGACAAGGUUAUCUUUGUAAUGGGGGCAACUGGCACCGGCAAGUCUCGACUGGCUAUCGACCUCGCCACUCGUUUCCCCGCCGAGGUGGUCAACUCAGACAAAAUGCAAGUCUUUAAAGGCCUCGACAUAGUGACGAAUAAAGUCACUGAAGAGGAGUGCCGUGGGGUCCCACACCAUUUACUUGGUUUUGUGGACCAGGAUGCGAAUUUCACCUCCGCCGAUUUCCGCCACCACGCUUCCAAGGCGGUGGACUCCAUCUUGACCAGGGACCGCCUCCCCAUCAUCGCUGGCGGGUCCAAUUCUUACAUAGAGGCAUUGGUGAACGACGACCCCGAAUUUCAGCUCCGAUAUGAGUGUUGCAUUCUCUGGGUGGAUGUAUCCUUGCCGGUGCUCCAUUCUUUCGUGGCGGAGCGGGUGGAUAAGAUGAUUCAAUUGGGUUUGGUUGAUGAGGUGAAGAAAAUAUUUAACCCAACGGCAGAUUACUCUUUGGGAAUUCGUCGUGCGAUUGGGGUUCCUGAAUUGGAUCAGUAUAUCCGAUUGGAACCCACCGCUGACAGCGAAACCCGAAGGAAAUUACUAGAGGAUGCCAUUACCAAAAUUAAGGAGAACAAUUGUCUUCUCGCUCGCCGCCAGCUGCAAAAAAUCCACCGGCUCUACAACCAAUGGAGUUGGAGAAUGCACCGGAUCGAUGCAACGGAAGUGUUCUUAAAACGUGGAGAGGAAGCGGAGGUGGCGUGGGAGAGGCUCGUGGCGGGACCGAGCACCAUGAUCGUUGACCAAUUCCUCUACCAUAACAACGGCGUUGUGGUGGCGGACCCCACCACCGUGAUGGCAGCACCUGCCGUUUCCAUCCCCGCUGUCGCCGCGGCCAGCCGAUAAAAGCCAUGGCCCACGAAAUCUCCUCCGGACACCUGAUAGUGACACGUUGCAAGCCGCACCUUACUCUAUCUUUAAAUUUUGUUUCGUGGCAAGGAUAAUAAUUGGAACACUUUCAG